Ochotona princeps (American pika) is the source of this 374-nucleotide messenger RNA. It is a transcript of the gene DEFB115, whose product is annotated as defensin beta 115. The coding region runs from base 40 to 327 and encodes 95 amino acids. Gene Ontology annotation, cellular component: extracellular region. Gene Ontology annotation, biological process: innate immune response. The transcript is spliced from 3 exons. NCBI's taxonomy places the organism in Eukaryota, Metazoa, Chordata, Mammalia, Lagomorpha, Ochotonidae. The record is from RefSeq and is a predicted model, not a curated record.
AAUGCUGAGUGUGGACCCAGCCUGCGCAGUCCCUCCAGCAUGCUGCCGGGUCGCUCAUUGCAUCUGUCAGGACACCUGCAACUCUUGCUCCUGGCCUUGGCUGUCCUUGUGGUGGUAGCUCAGACUGCCCCAGAAGGAUGGCUCAGAAAGUGCUAUUAUGGACUUGGCAAAUGCAGAAAGUCAUGCAGAGACAAUGAGAAGAAGAAAGGAAUAUGUAUGGGAAAAUGGUCCUGUUGCAUCAACAAAGAAAAGGCUCAUCUGUCACAGUUUGACAACAAAGACAAAAGUGCUUCCAGGAACCCGAAUAUCGAACUUACCCCAGGCUAAUGGCAGGUGUACCUUGGCCACAGAUUCUUAUCUGACAUCUCCUCCUG